Messenger RNA from Molossus molossus (Pallas's mastiff bat), 846 nucleotides. RefSeq names its product tubulin alpha chain-like. Gene Ontology annotation, biological process: microtubule cytoskeleton organization; mitotic cell cycle. The record is from RefSeq and is a predicted model, not a curated record. The transcript has 2 exons. NCBI's taxonomy places the organism in Eukaryota, Metazoa, Chordata, Mammalia, Chiroptera, Molossidae. Gene Ontology annotation, cellular component: cytoplasm; microtubule. Gene Ontology annotation, molecular function: structural constituent of cytoskeleton; GTP binding.
AUGUCGAUUGUAUGGCAAUUUCAGGAGGGAUUAAGAAGUGCCUACAACUCUAUCCUCACCACCUACACCACCUUGGAGCACUCUGAUUGUGCCUUCAUGGUUGACAAUGAGGCCAUCUAUGACAUCUGUCUUGGAAACCUUGAUAUUGAGCUCCCAACCUACAUUAACCUUAACUGCCUUAUUAGCCAGAUUGUGUCCUCCAUUGCUCACUCUUCCCUCAGGUUUGAUGGAGCCUUGAAUGUUGAUCUGACCGAAUUCCAGACCAAUCUGGUAACUUAUCCCUGCAUCCACUUCCCUCUGGCCACAUAUGCCCCUGUCAUCCCUGCUGAGAAAGCCUACCAUGAACAACUUUCUGUAGCAGAGAUCACCAGUGCGUUCUUUGAGCCAGCCAACCAGAUGGUGAAAUGUGACCCUCACCAUGGUAAAUACAUGGCUUGCUGCCUGUUGCACUGUGGUGAUGUGGUCCCCAAAGAUGUCAAUGUUGCAUUGCCAUUAUCAAGACCAAGUGCAACAACGUUUGUGGACUGGUGUGCCACUGGCUUCAAAGUUGGCAUUAAUUAGCAGCCUCCCACUGUGGUACCUGGUGAAGACCUGGCCAAAGUACAGGAAGCUGUGUGCAUUCUGAGCAACACCAUGGCUAUUGCUGAGGCCUGGGCUGUCCUGGACCACAAGUUUGACCUGAUGUAUGCCAAGCGUGCCUUUGUCCACUGGUACGUGGGUGAGGGCAUGGAGGAAGGAGAGUUUUCUGAGGCCCUUGAGGACAUGGCUGCCCUUGAGAAGGAUUAUGAGGAGGUUGGUGUGGAUUCUGUUGAAGGAGAGGGUGAGGAAAAAGGAGAGAAAUACUAA